GGGCCCGGCGCCGGGGGUAUGCGCGGGUCUGGGCGAGCAGCCCCGGCGCACAGCCGCGGCCCCGGGCGCGCGGCGCGGGGCGGAAAAGCCUGUUUACACAGACUGCACACCGCCUGGGGAAUAAUGCAGUAAAGGAAGUGAGCAGGCUCGGCCUGACUGCUCCAACUUCCUGCUCUCACACACAGCAGAGGAAAAAAAAAAAAAAAAAAAAAAAAGAGGAGCGAGAGAAAGAAAAAAAGGGGGAAAAAUCAGGAUCUCAUUACAAGAGCAACAGACCGUCUGCAGACGCCUGUCAGCAUGGAAAGUCGGGGGCUUUCGCCCGGGUCCUCCUAGAAAUCUCCCCAAGAAGACUCCCAAACGCUCCCCCACAUCUGGGUAAUGGAGAGUGCAAUCACGUUGUGGCAGUUCCUGUUGCACCUGCUGCUGGACCAGAAACAUGAACACCUCAUCUGCUGGACGUCUAACGACGGCGAGUUCAAGCUCCUCAAGGCGGAAGAAGUGGCCAAGCUGUGGGGUCUCCGCAAGAACAAGACAAACAUGAACUACGACAAGCUGAGCAGAGCCCUGAGAUACUAUUACGACAAGAACAUCAUCAAGAAAGUGAUUGGGCAGAAGUUUGUGUACAAGUUCGUCUCUUUCCCGGAUAUCCUAAAAAUGGAUCCUCACGCGGUGGAGAUCAGCCGGGAGAGCCUCCUGCUGCAGGACAGCGACUGUAAGGUGUCCCCCGAAGGCCGAGAGGUCCACAAGCAUGGCUUGUCCGCCCUCAAAAGCACAAGCCGAAACGAAUACAUCCACUCCGGCCUGUACUCCUCCUUCACCAUCAAUUCCCUGCAGAACCCUCCCGAGGCCUUCAAGGCCAUCAAGACGGAGAAGCUGGAGGAGGAGCCGGGUGACGACAGCCCCCCUGUGGAAGAAGUCAGGACUGUGAUCAGGUUUGUGACCAAUAAAACCGACAAGCACAUCACCAGACCUGUGGUGUCCCUGCCUUCCACAUCCGAGGCCGCGGCAGCGUCCGCUUUCCUGGCUUCGUCUGUCUCGGCCAAGAUCUCCUCUUUAAUGUUGCCAAAUGCUGCCAGCGUCUCGUCUGCGUCACCCUCCUCAUCGCGGUCCCCAUCCCUGUCCCCCAACUCUCCCCUCCCUUCCGAACACAGAAGCCUCUUCCUCGAGGCAGCCUGCCAUGACUCGGAUUCUCUGGAACCCCUGAAUCUGUCAUCGGGCUCCAAAACCAAGUCUCCGUCUCUUCCCCCAAAAGGCAAAAAACCCAAAGGCUUGGAAAUCUCUGCACCUCAGUUGUUGCUCUCCGGCACCGACAUCGGCUCCAUCGCCCUCAACAGCCCAGCCCUCCCCUCAGGAUCCCUCACUCCAGCCUUUUUCACGGCACAGACACCAAAUGGACUGCUGCUGACCCCAAGUCCGCUGCUCUCCAGCAUACAUUUCUGGAGCAGCCUUAGUCCUGUAGCUCCAUUGAGUCCUGCCAGGCUGCAAGGGCCAAACACACUCUUCCAGUUCCCCACACUGCUCAAUGGUCACAUGCCGGUGCCACUGCCCAGUCUGGACAGAGCCCCGUCUCCAGUCCUCCUCUCCUCCAGCUCUCAGAAAUCAUGAUGACCGGCGGCGGCGGCGGCGGCGGCAAGGAAGGACUCAAAGCUGAUGACGCCAGCUUGUCCCCAGGGACUAGUUUACCUGUGUCAUGAGAAGGACAUUGUGAAACCCUGUUCAUUUGGUUUGCGCUUUUCAUAACACAGAUAAUCUAGAUGUAUGUUAGCAUUUUAAGAACCAUUUUUUAUAUAUUCAGCUAUAUAUGAAAGUCUGUUGUGCAUUAAGUGGAUUUUAAUGUUUCUGUUUUUCUAUCCUUUUGGCUCUGAAGUGUUGAGCACUGACGGUGAAGAACCUUUCUUAAUGUUUUCUAUAUAACUAAUAAGGAUGUGAAGCUUUUUAUUGCUUUAAUUCUGCAUAUGCUGAACUCUGCUUGUAUACACAAUAUAACCAGCUGUGCCUUCCUUUGCAUUUAGUUUUAUGUACAUGAGUUAUGUAUUUCUAGUGUUAAGAGAAAAUGUCUGAAAGACAAAACAGCAUCAAACAGCUCUCGGAAGAAUGUUAUUUUCACAAGUAGAAACCAUGAAAAGUGUGCUCCUAUCACUGUAAGAACUGCCUUAGACCCUCUUUUGAAAUGAAAAAUCAGUAAAUACAAAUGUCCAAGUAAUGUUUUUAUAAGAAUGAACGAAGCCAUAUUUAGACAAUAAACAUUCUUUAAAGAACAUGUUCCAAAGUGCAUUUUUUAAAAGAUGAGCUUGCCAGUGGCCAGCUGCUUAGCCAUAUGAAGUAGCCUUUCUGCCCUGGGAUACUGAAACCACACUAGGUCCACACCGGCAGAACUCUUAGAAGUACUUCCCAGGUUUACAGGUUGUUAUCUCUGUUCUCUUGGUUUCCUGUAACCACAACCAUCUGGUAUCUUUAUCACUUCUGGGAGUUAGGGUUUCUUUAGAAUCCUGGCAUGACAACUAAUAUUUAAAAAUCGAAUGUUUUAGGGCUGAGGGUGUACUCCGUACAGUGUGGGUGCAAUCCCUAGCAAUCUGCUCUUGGUCCCUCCUAGAAAAGGGGGGUGGGGGGAGAAGAAGAGACAAAAACCAAGAGUGGAACAUGCUCACAGACAGUGAUGAACUCAUACCCUGAAGAAAUGAUGAUAUUACACCAGGUAUCUUCCUGGGUACAGAUACCACAAUUUUUGAUGGGUUAAGCAAACUGUACUACGGAGAACUGGAGGAGCUGGAGGCUUUGCUGGAGAGGAGCACCUAGGAGACAUGCUCUCUGUAUUCCAGUGAGGAGGAGAAUAAAGGCAAUGGAGUAAGAGAAAACUCUUCAGGAGGCUCACUGUGGACGUGACUGUGCGGCCAUUUGGAUGCUCUGCGGGACAAGCAUUGUGGGAGGGGUGGGUGAGGGCUGGGAAGGCAGCAGCCCCUCAGCUGGUCAGACACUGGGAAUGGGCGGAAAUGCUGAUGCAAACUACGAACUCAGAGUACGGCCCAUGUAAGCUUGGGUGUGCUGUCAUACUCACCUACCAGUAGGAAAAACCGAAUCGGAAAUGUGCCUCAACAGCUGUUCCAAACUAGGUACUAAAUAAGAGGAUUAUAUGGUUUGUUCUUUUUAAAAAAAAAAAAAAAAAAAAAAAAAAAAAAA
This is a messenger RNA of Peromyscus leucopus (white-footed mouse), 3177 nucleotides long. It is a transcript of the gene Elk3, whose product is annotated as ETS transcription factor ELK3. Gene Ontology annotation, biological process: cell differentiation; regulation of transcription by RNA polymerase II. The record is from RefSeq and is a predicted model, not a curated record. Gene Ontology annotation, cellular component: nucleus. Gene Ontology annotation, molecular function: sequence-specific DNA binding; DNA-binding transcription factor activity, RNA polymerase II-specific. The transcript has 5 exons. Bases 379 to 1605 code for a protein of 408 amino acids. Lineage: Eukaryota; Metazoa; Chordata; Mammalia; Rodentia; Cricetidae.